This is a messenger RNA of Klebsormidium nitens, 1365 nucleotides long. Lineage: Eukaryota; Viridiplantae; Streptophyta; Klebsormidiophyceae; Klebsormidiales; Klebsormidiaceae. The record is from the annotation of a GenBank genome assembly.
AUGGCGACCGCUCAGCUUGCGCGUCCGGCUCUGAGGGCGCCGCCAAGUGCGUCAAGCGCUUUGUGCGCGCUGAACGGAGGCGCGAGUGUGACCACGCGGCCGGCUCCCACGUUGCGCGCGCACAACCUCAAGGCCAGCGGAGAGGCGCAUGCAGAGAGCCUGGCGUCUUUCAGGCGGUUUUCUCUGUCCAUUUGUCGGACGCAGGGGGGUCUGUAUACCAGCAAAAAGAGGGAGAGGGGAUGGCGGCACAGGGGAGGGAGCAUGCUUGUGCGGGCGAUCAAUGGAGGAGGUUCAGACGCUGUGGUGCUCCCCAACGAGCCGCUCGAUGUCGAUGCAAUGCCGGACCCCGAGAAGGUCAAGCGGUCGGUGAUUCCUCCCGUGCUCAUCGGUCUGACCACUGCCCUGUACUCCUACCCCACCAUUAUCCCCUGGGCGCGCUCGCACCUCGCGGUCAUCCGCGCGAGCGGCUGGGCGCCCGUUCACGUGGGCAUCCGCACGGUGGACACGUGGCUCGCCCUCCUCGUCGCGUUCUUCGAGGACGCGGCCGCGUACGAUUGGGGCGCGCUCGCGCUCUUCUACUCUUCCGCGCUCCUCCUCUCGUGGGCGCUCGCGGCCGCGGUCGAGUCCGCACGCUUGGACGCCGCGCGCGCGCGCCUGGUGCGGUACUUUUCCGCGUUCGCGCCCAUCGCCAUGUUCCUGGGGCCCGGGGUGCUCGUCCCGAUCAGCUGGGUCGCUCCGUACCUUACGAUUCCCGGAAAUACGACGUCCGGCGACUGCCUCCCGACGCGCCUCGCGCUCGCGAAGACGGUCCCGACCGCGGUCGUGCGCGCGCUCAACUUCGCGAUCCUGCUCUCCUCCGCCGUCUACUUCGUCACCCGCUUCCAAACCCUAAACCCCCUGCUGCUGCUCGGCCUGCCGCUCCUCUGGCAGCUCGCGGCCGCGCCGCCCGCGCCCUGGCUCGGGGUUUUAGACGCCCCGGUGAUCGGGCACCGGGCGGCGGAGCACAUCCACAGCUUCGCGGCGGGGAUCGGCAUGGCGCAGCACAUCUCAAGCGUGAUGGCGCUGGUCCAAAACCCGCGCAUGCUCGCCGACUUGGCGCGCGCGUUCAUCGACCCGCCCAUGCGCGCGCGCCCCGCCGUCUUCGUGGCCGCCAACGCGCUGGGCCUGUGGGCAGCGCUCCUGACGAUCCCGCUCGCGCAAGAGGGGCGCCACGCGGCGCUCCGGCUGCUGCUGAUCAGCGCGCUCUUCGGCCCCGCGGCCGCGGUGUCGCUCUACUUCGCGAACCGCGAGGCGGCCAUCGAGCGGAGAGUGGCGCAGGCCGAGGGCGUAGCGGUCGAGAUCGCGGUCGAGGCUGUUCAGGAGUAA